AUGUCCCUGCCCAUGGCAGGGGCUUGGAACAGUGUGGGCUUUAAAGUCCCUUCUAACCCAAGCCAUUCUGUGUUUCGUAUGGGCCAGGUGGUAGCUAACUCCAGCCAAGCAGGUCAGAUGAAGUUCAAGGACGCUCAGCAGGACCUGCCAGCUUUCAGAGUCACUGGAAUUCACAGGAAGCUAGAACUCAACAUGGAUGAGAAAGAGAUGACCUCUCAAGAAGAGAACCGCAAAAAGCACCCUGGGGAGGCAGCAACGACAUGUCCUCUUACAGCCGAUCUCCUCCGAGCACUUCAACCACUCCACCGCGGCCGAGGGCCCUUCCCCGCCGCCCGGACGGCAGCCAGGCUGCCACGCACCGCACUCAGCGCCGACACGACGCGCGCAGCCCCGCCGGUGACUCGCUACCGAGCACACGCGCCGUUCAACCCCGUCCCCAGCCUGCCCGUUCGGCCCUUCGGGACGGAUUUCAGAGGUGCAGCCCGCCGCCCGCGGGACCCCGGAGCUGGCGGGGGAGCGCCGAGGCGAGGCGCCCCUUCGGAGAGCGGCGCACACGUGUGGCGCGGGCCGGGCCCCGAGCCGGCGCUCGGCACUUACUUGCGGGGCGGCGCGGGUCUUGCCCGGCGGCCUCCUGAAGAAGGAGGUGCGCGCGGUGAAGAAGUACUCCUCGGAGUCCUCCUCCUCCAGGCUGCUGUAGCCGCUGCUCAUGCUGCUGGUCCAGGUCAUCGGCGGCUCCUAGUGCUGCUGUCGGUACGGGAGGGGCCCGGCGGCGGAGAGCUCCGUCCCGGCCGCCGCAUGGGGCCCCGCCGCGGCCGCUCCUCUCCCAGCGCCGCCGGGCCCGGGGCGCGGGAGGAGGAGGAGAAGGAGGAGGAGCCGCUCGCCGGCUCCCGCCCUCCCUUCCUGCCGCACGAGUUUCCGCGGGGCAGCGGCGCGCCGAGCCCGGCCGACACCUCCCGCUUCCCCGCCCGGCCCCGAGGAGCUCCGCUGACGGCCGCCGGGGCGGGCUGGGAGCGCGCGGCCGGAGAUGAAAGGCCGGGCGUGGGCCGCAGGUCGCCGGAGCUCCGGCCGGGCGCUGCCCGCCCCCGGGCCUUCCAGCGGGGAGGUGGCCGAGGGGGCGGCUCGCCGGGGGACUUUGCCCUAAUAAUGCGUUCAACAGUAACCGCCGUCGGAACGGCUGCGAGUCUUUCUCGGUUUGUUCUAGGAGAAAGACUCCUAGGAGAACUUGAAUUUAAACUUGGCAGCUGGCCGCUACUGCGGCGCUGCCUCGCCCCGCCGCGGGCCCGCAGAGAUAAGCGCGAGGAAUCCAGCGCCCCGGGCUGCCGUGGCGGCGGCGCCGCGAGGGCGCGGGGAUGGGACGGCGCGCGGAGGGAACGCACCGCCGCGACCGCGGCUGGAAAACGUGCUCAGAAACGGCAGCUCUGGGAUGAUGCGGGGCAUAAAUCACGCUCGGCCACCGGCGGGGGAAGUGGCAGACAAUGCCUAAAGGCCGGCUCGCUCCCUGUGUGCAUGCAGCUCAUUCUGUGCCCACGCUCCAAUGAGGAUGGAGUCAACUCGGUGCUCUUCCUGCAUCACCCUGCAUAUCAACAAAGUCACCCCUUGCUGGCCAAAAAACUCAGAUGUGGCCUGAGUCAAAGAAUUCACAUGGAGGUACAAGCAGAUGAGAUACCUUUUAAUUUUGAUUUACAUGGUGCUUGCAAUAAUAUAUGCAAAUCCUAUUAUGUGUUUUCCAAGACUGAUGUUUAAAAAUUAAUUGGUUUCCCUAUCUUAAUAUACAGGUAUAUUUUUUAAAAUGAAUUUUAAAGUAAUCCGGGUGAUCUCAGCUUGUAGAUCAGUCAUUUCAGUAUAGUACACUCUAGUCAGAACUAAAAGACUCAAUGUAUGUAACCUUACAGAUUGCAUUACACUAAUUGUGCUUUAUGAAGGUAAGAUAAAAUCUGCUAAUUUAUCAGGCCUACAUUUUAUUUACAACAGCACCAACAAGCACAGAUUUUCCUUCUCAAGCAUGGCAAUCAAUGUGUUGUCACUUGAGAUACCGCUGUCCAGUCAACUCUAAACACCACCUGCAUCGUAAUAAUCUGUGUCAUAUACUAAGACUUCCAGAACCUUUAAAAGGAAAAGUAAGUCUUCUUCAGACAUCUCCUCUCCAUGACUACUG
Messenger RNA from Phasianus colchicus (ring-necked pheasant), 2155 nucleotides. NCBI's taxonomy places the organism in Eukaryota, Metazoa, Chordata, Aves, Galliformes, Phasianidae. The record is from RefSeq and is a predicted model, not a curated record.